Messenger RNA from Lepisosteus oculatus (spotted gar), 2115 nucleotides. Lineage: Eukaryota; Metazoa; Chordata; Actinopteri; Semionotiformes; Lepisosteidae. The record is from RefSeq and is a predicted model, not a curated record.
AUGCCGGAGAGCGGAGGACACUUAACCAGACUCGUCUCCUCUCCAUCAGCCUGUCUGUCUGCUUCCGUACUACUAACACCCAUCUCUCUCCACCUCUCUCCCUUCUCUCCUGUCUUCUCCUCCCUGUCCUGCUCUUCCUCCCCGCCUCUUUCCUUCCCUUUCUCCUCCUCCUCCUCCUCCUCCUCCUCCUCCCUGUCUGCCUGUCCGUCUGCCGGCGUGUCUGCCUCUGCCCCAGGCCGGAAGUAUAGCAUAGUGUGCUCCUUCAGUAACGAGUUGGUCCUGUCUGCAGGCUUUGAGAUAGACACCCCUGACGCCUUCGGGAGGACCUGUCUGCACGCGGCUGCCGCAGGGGGGAACGUGGAGUGCGUCAAGCUGCUGCUGAGCAGUGGAGCGGACUGCAGCAGGAAGGACAAGUGUGGCAGGACGCCUCUGCACUACGCCGCCGCCAGCCGCCACUAUCAGUGCCUGGAGCUGCUGGUGUCCUCGGGGACCUGCGUGAACGCCGCCGACCAGUGGGGGCGCUCUGCCCUGCAUUACGCUGCUGCCUCCGACCUUGACAGAAGGAGGCGCGUGGUCCUGGAGCCGGAGAGCGAGGGAGUGCAGGCGGAGAGGGAGAAGGAGGCCGCGCUGUGCCUGGAGUUCCUGCUGCAGAGCGAGGCGGAGGCGACGCUGCGAGACCGGCAGGGCUACAGUGCCGUGCACUACGCCGCGGCCUACGGACACCGGCACUGCCUGGAGCUGGUGAGACGCUUUCCACAGGGCCUAUCCUCAAGCAUCAACUCAGGAAAUUUAGCUACUGGUGCUGACAGCACAGAUGUGGUAGAUGCCGUGGACUCUCAGGGACAGACACCCCUGAUGCUGGCAGUCGCGGGUGGUCAUGGUGAUGCUGUGUCUGUGCUGUUGGAGAGAGAGGCCAGUGUGGACAUUGCGGAUUCACAAGGCCGCACUGCGUUGCACAUUGGGCUGCUGUGCGGACAGGAGGAGUGCGUGCAGUGCCUGCUGGAGCAGGAGGCGGCCGUGUGUGUGGGGGACGCUGCCGGACGAACCCCCUUGCACCUGGCAGCCGCUGGGGGACACGCUUCCUGCCUGAACGAACUGCUGAACAUCGCUCUGUCUGAGGGCUCGCCCCCUUUCCGAGACAACAGGGGCUACACCCCACUGCACUGGGCCUGCUACAGCGGUCAUGAGAGCUGUGUCGAGGUGCUUCUGGAGCAGAAGGCCUGUCGUCGUUUCGAGGGGAACCCCUUCACCCCACUGCACUGUGCAGUGAUGAAUAACCAUGAGGCCUGUGCUUCUAUGCUGCUGGAUGCUCUGGGCUCUGACAUUGUUAACUGCAGUGAUGCCAAGGGAAGGACCCCUCUCCACGCAGCAGCCUUCAUGGACCAUGUGGACUGCCUGCAGCUGCUGCUGUCCCAUGGGGCAUCUGGGAACGCCGUGGACCAAUCAGGGCGCAGCGCGGUGAUGAUGGGGGCGGAGCAGGGCAGCGUCGGGGCUGUAGGGGAGCUGGUAGGAAGUGCAAAGGCCAACCUGAGCCUCACAGACCACAAGAAGAACACAGCGCUUCACCUGGCCUGCAGUAAUGGGCAGGAGCAGUGUGCUCUGUUAAUUCUGGAGAAGCUGACAGACCCAAACCUCAUCAACGCCGCCAAUGCAGCGCUGCAGACUCCUCUCCACCUGGCUGCCCGCAGUGGACUGAAGCACGUUGUCCAGGAGCUGCUGUCCCGAGGGGCCAGUGUCCAGCUUCAGGAUGAGAACGGUCUCACUCCCGCUCUGGCUUGUGCUCCUAACAGAGAGGUGGCUGACUGCCUGGCGCUCAUUCUGGCUACCAUGAUGCCUUUCUGCUCCCCUUGCAGCUCCGGAGCGCCCUCCCCUGGCUCCCUCCUGAAGGCGCCGAUAGCUGGGAGGGGGGGCGGCAGGGGUGCUCGGUCCCCUCCAAGCCCCGCCGGCGCCUCCGGCCCCCCCAGCGAGGGCCAGGGGGACACCACCGAGAACGACUCCGAUUCCGAGACCUUCUGAGCCCGUGGCGCCCCCUGCAGGUGGCCGUGGAGGGCAGGGGCCUUUGCGGACGAGCGGGGGUUGUGGGCACGGACAGGCGUGUGUGUCUGGAAGCAGGAG